Aegilops tauschii subsp. strangulata is the source of this 3320-nucleotide messenger RNA. RefSeq names its product pentatricopeptide repeat-containing protein At2g13600. Gene Ontology annotation, molecular function: protein binding; RNA binding. Gene Ontology annotation, biological process: RNA modification. The record is from RefSeq and is a predicted model, not a curated record. Lineage: Eukaryota; Viridiplantae; Streptophyta; Magnoliopsida; Poales; Poaceae.
GGCUCGCCAUUAGCACCCGAAACGAGUUCCUUCCAAGUUCGAACCAUGGGAGGAGAAUGAGAGCGGCGGUUCGCACGAAGCGGCCGCGGCGGCCACCGCCGGCGGCGACGGCACAGCUGGCUUCCAGUUCCAGGCCGAAGCUGGAGAAGGCGCAGGUCCCUCUAACCCUCCCGCUGAAAUCCUUCAAGCUCCGUCUGGCCAACGGCCCGCCGCUCGCGCCCACGCCCAAGGCAUUCAAGUCCUACGCCGAGACCUGCGCCACCCUCCUCCGCCUCUGCCGCGCCGCCGCCACCGCCACCAGCCAUGCCGCGCCUGCUUCCUCCUCGCCCUCCUCCGACCGCCUGCCGCUCGCCCUCUCGCUGCACGCGCACGCCGUGCGCUCUGGCGUCGCCGCCGACCGCUCCGUGGCCUCGCACCUCCUCACCACCUACGCCGCCUUUGCUCGCGCCGCGGAGCGCGAUCGUGCCUUCGGGGACUGCGUUGCCGCGGACGCCGCCUCCCCCUUCGCGUACGACUUCAUGGUGUCCGAGCACGUCAAGGCCGGGGACAUUGCCUCCGCUCGCAGGCUGUUCGACGGAAUGCCCGAGAGGACCGUCGUGUCGUACACUACCAUGGUGGACGCGUUGAUGAAGGGCGGGCGUGUGGCAGAGGCCGUCGAGCUUUAUGAGCAGUGCCCGUCUGGCUCCGUGGCCUUCUUUACGGCAACGAUUUCUGGUUUUGUCCGCAAUGAGCUCCACCACAAUGCUCUUGGCGUCUUUCGUAAAAUGCUCAGCUGCAGGGUGAGGCCUAAUGGUAUCACCAUUGUGUGCAUGAUCAAGGCAUGCGUUGGUGCAGGUGAAUUUGGUCUGGCUUUGUCGAUCGUGGGGUUGGCCAUUAAAUCAAACUUCUUUGAGAGCAGCAUCGAGGUACAAAAUUCUUUGAUCACACUGUAUCUAAGAAUGGGAGAUGCAGCUGCAGCCCGUAAGGUGUUUGAUGAGAUGGACGUGAAGGAUGUGGUCUCGUGGACUGCACUGCUUGAUGUGUACUCUGAGUCGGGUGAUCUUGAUGGAGCUCGACGGGUUCUUGAUGCAAUGCCUGAGAGGAAUGAGGUCUCCUGGGGUACUUUGAUUGCUAGGCAUGAGCAGAGAGGCAAUGCGGCAGAAGCGGUGAAGCUGUACAGUCAAAUGCUGGCUGAUGGUUGUAGGCCAAACAUUUCAUGCUUCUCUAGUGUGCUCAGUGCCUGUGCUAGUCUUGAGGACUUGCGAGGAGGAGCGAGGAUCCAUGCCCGUAGCCUAAAGAUGGGCUCUAGCACCAAUGUGUUCGUAUCCUGCUCUCUGAUUGACAUGUACUGCAAAUGCAACAAGUGUGGAGAUGCGCAAACGAUUUUUGACACCCUCCCACAAAAGAACAUAGUGUGCUGGAACUCUCUCGUUUCAGGUUAUAGCUACAACGGGAAAAUGGUAGAAGCUAUGUAUCUCUUCAAGAAGAUGCCUGCAAGGAAUUUAGCUUCAUGGAAUACGAUUAUCUCUGGUUACGCGCAGAAUCGACAAUUUGUUGACGCGCUAAAAUCUUUCAAUGCAAUGUUGGCUUCGGGUCAGGUUCCAGGGGAAAUUACAUUCUCGAGUGUUCUUCUUGCUUGUGCAAACUUGUGCUCUUUAGUCACGGGUAAGAUGGCUCAUGCUAAGACUAUCAAGCUAGGAAUCGAGGAAAGCAUUUUUAUCGGCACUGCACUUAGUGACAUGUAUGCCAAGUCAGGGGAUUUACAGAGCUCCAAGAGGAUGUUUUAUCAAAUGCCUGAAAGAAAUGAUGUCACUUGGACUGCCAUGAUUCAAGGACUUGCUGAAAAUGGUUUUGCGGAGGAAUCUAUUCUUUUAUUUGAGGAUAUGAUGGCAACUGGAAUGACACCAAACGAGCAUACAUUUUUAGCUCUUCUAUUUGCUUGUUCCCACGGUGGUUUGGUGGAGCAAGCCAUACAUUAUUUUGACAAAAUGCAGGCAUUGGGUAUUUCACCUAAAGAGAAGCACUAUACUUGUAUGGUUGAUGUCCUAGCUCGAGCUGGUCGUUUGGCAGAGGCAGAAGCUCUGCUGAUGAAAACCCCAAGUAAAUCAGAAGCAAAUUCAUGGGCUGCCCUUCUGAGCGCUUGCAACACUUACAGGAAUGAGGAGAUUGCUGAGAGGGCUGCAAAGCGGCUUCAUGAGUUGGCGAAGGAUAAUACAGCAGGCUAUGUGCUACUCUCGAAUAUGUAUGCAUCAUGUGGAAGGUGGAAAGAUGCUGCCAGGAUAAGGGUACUGAUGAAAGGGACCACACUCAAGAAAGAUGGAGGGUGUAGCUGGGUUCAAGUAAGAGGUCAAUAUCACGCCUUCUUUUCUUGGGAAGCAAAGCAUCCACUGUCAAUGGAAAUCGAUGAGAUCUUGGAUUUACUAAUGUGGGAAUCGUCUCUUUGAAUUUGUUGCGUUAGUAGAUCACCAGUGAGGACACCUUUGACAAAAGAACUUCUACUACCAAUUAUUUAUUCAGUUCCAUCAUACAGAUAAAGGUAGCAAGAUGGAACUAUUUCUGGAGAAUGAUCUUGAGGACAUUGAGUUUGACUCCCCUUGUGUUGUUUGUCGCGAUGUACUGAACUAUGAAGAAGGAAAAUGAAGUGCUAUAGUUAUUGCGAAAUUGACUGAGAUACUUGGAAAAUCUGGCUGGUUUAGUUGGUCACUGGUUUUUGAGCAGUAUUAUGAUCAUGGUAUGCUUGACCCCGCUCCUGAGACAACAUCUUGCAUGGUAUUGAUAACCUGGAGAUAUGAUUUGACGUGGAUCAGCUUAGGAUGAACAGCAGAGAAAAUGGGACCCAGCAUUCUCAGUGUCGUAUUUGCUUGCUAGUACAUAUUUUCUGGGCUCCACUGCUAUGCCAUUGAUUUGUAUGACCAGUUAGCAUGGUUUGGAGGAUGUAAAUAAUACCCACAGAAGAUGUGCCAUGAAGCCUACCCCAGCAUAGAGCAUGACGAGCUAGCGUGUUGGAACUUUGGGCUUUGCUGCUGGAAUGGGUAAACCCUGUCAGCACUAUUUCAGUCCGGCAAGGAGGAAAAGCUGCGUCGAGUUCAGGAAGAUCUCCGCAACCUGGAAAAUCAGAUCUCACAAGUCAGGUGUGAUCAUAAUGUUUCUUGUCUCUGCUCUGGUUUCGCUGUUUUCAGAUGUCAAAACAGCUACUGUCAUGUUCUUUUGUCAGUUGAGUUGAUACCAGUUAGUAGUAUGCCUCACCCUAAGUUUAUCUGGUUAUCCCUCAAAAAAAAAAUGUUUAUCUGGUUAACCAAUGGAUCGUGCCUUUUGGAAUAAAAUUGUACUACAUUCGAGGA